ACGUAGGAGGAAGAAGAAGACGCCAUUAGAGGCAGGCAGGGAGGGCCACCCCGGACAGCAGGAGUGCGGCCUCGGCUUGUUCUUCUUCCGCUCCUCCUCGGUUCGGUCUGUCUUUAGCGCCUUCUGUCAGAAUUGGAGCGGGGUGCGGCUGUCGCUGAUGUGAGGCCGCGACAGUAGCGGCGGGCACUUCGCGGCGGAUGGCGGCAGCGGCGGCUUCUGGCGCAGGAGGCGGCGGCGCUGCUGGCGGGCGGAGCUUUUCCUUCAAGGUGGUGCUGCUCGGGGAGGGCUGCGUGGGGAAGACGUCGCUGGUCCUCCGUUACUGCGAGAACAAGUUCAAUGACAAACACAUCACCACCCUACAGGCAUCCUUUCUAACAAAGAAAUUAAAUAUUGGAGGAAAAAGAGUCAACCUUGCAAUAUGGGAUACAGCAGGUCAAGAGAGAUUUCAUGCACUGGGUCCCAUUUACUACAGAGAUUCUAAUGGAGCUAUUUUGGUAUAUGAUAUAACAGAUGAAGACUCUUUUCAGAAGGUAAAAAACUGGGUUAAGGAAUUAAGAAAAAUGUUGGGGAAUGAAAUUUGUCUAUGCAUAGUUGGUAACAAAAUAGAUUUGGACAAAGACAGACACGUCUCUAUUCAAGAAGCAGAAACGUAUGCAGAAUCGGUGGGAGCAAAACACUACCAUACAUCAGCCAAACAGAACAAAGGAAUAGAAGAACUCUUUCUUGACCUGUGUAAAAGAAUGAUAGAAACUGCACAAGUUGAUGAGAGAGCGCGAGGCAACGGCUCCAGUCAGUCAGGAACUGCAAGGCGGGGAGUACAGAUAAUUGAUGAUGAACCACCAAUUCAGAGCAGUGGAGGCUGUUGCUCAUCUGGAUAAUUGUAUAAGACUUUGCAUCAUGCCCCUUUAGUGAAGACUGCCGUAUUCAAAGUCUCAUUCUUUAUCAGUGGAAAAUCGGAAUUAACAGUAUUUAAAAUCAUUUGUAACAAUUCAGAAACCAUUAAGUGCUAAACUAGUGGAGUAUGUGACCAGAGAAUUGGCAUUUUCUACAAUAGUUAACAAAGCAACCAAUGGCCUUUUUACAUAUUUCUUUAAUAAUGAAUAAUAUUGCAUGUGGGAGACCUAUGGCUUCAUUUAUAUUUUAAAUGAGAUCAUUAUUUAAUAACUUAUAUACACUAUUGGAAUGAGACAUUUUUUGCAGCCGUUUGUAUUUUGUGGUAGAUUGAACUGUAUCACUUCAAAACUGCAAAUUGAUUUCUUUUUAAUUAGCAGAUACCUGAAUACUAUUUUUGCAAGGUUGGCAUCAACCUGUAACUGUCCUACUACUUUGAUAUACUCAUCCUGUACUCCAUGCUGGUAAAAUAAAUUGUAAAUUGCAUAUUAAAUAUUUUAUCUGCUUCACAAGUGCAGAUGCAGAAA
Messenger RNA from Hemicordylus capensis (graceful crag lizard), 1418 nucleotides. It is a transcript of the gene RAB21, whose product is annotated as RAB21, member RAS oncogene family. The coding region runs from base 198 to 878 and encodes 226 amino acids. Gene Ontology annotation, biological process: Rab protein signal transduction. Gene Ontology annotation, molecular function: GTP binding; GTPase activity. The transcript is spliced from 7 exons. Lineage: Eukaryota; Metazoa; Chordata; Lepidosauria; Squamata; Cordylidae. The record is from RefSeq and is a predicted model, not a curated record.